AUGCCAAGGACCUACAGGCGUAAGACCAGCUGGGGCUCAACACCCCUGGAGGAGAUGGAAAGGGCAGCGAGUGAAGUCAAGGGAGGAAAGUCCAUAAGAUCAGUGGCUAAAGAAAGACAAAUUGACAGGUCAACACUCAGGAGAUUUAUUAAAAAGAGGGACACACAGGAGGUCAAAUCAGUUGGCUAUAGUGGAACAGCUUCAGCAAAGAGAGUCUUCUCUGAGGAGGUGGAGAAGGAGCUAGCAGAGCAUAUCAAGAAGCUUGCAGAGCAGUUCCACGGCAUUUCCCCAAAGAAAUGCCGUGAACUUGCAUUAGAACUGGCAGACAGAAACAACAUUCCUACUCCCAGCAACUGGACAGAGAAAGGUUUAGCCGGUAAAGAAUGGUUCAAGAAUUUUUUGGCACGCCACCAUCUCUCUUGCCGUAUGCCUGAGGCAACAUCUUUGGGAAGAGCUACAGCCUUCAAUAAGACUACAGUUGGGGAGUUUUUUGACAAUCUGGCUAAAGUGAUCGACAGGUAUAAAUUUCCCCCAAACAUGAUUUUUAAUGUUGACGAAACAGGUGUAACAACAGUACAGACACCAAAGCAGGUAGUGGCAGAAAAAGGAAAAAAACAAGUGGGCUCCAUCACAUCUGCUGAAAGAGGCGAACUGGUGACUGUAGUCUGUGCUGUCAAUGCGACUGGUAACGCAGUCCCUCCGAUGUUUAUCUUCCCAAGGGUUAGAUACAAAGACCACUUCAUUGCAGGAGCACCUCCGGGAUCAAUUGGUACCACUACAAGAUCAGGCUGGAUCAGUGAAGAUGUCUUUGUUGUGUUCCUUGAACAUCUGGUUCAGCAGACCAAGUGCUCCCCUGACCUGCCACUGCUGCUAAUCAUGGAUAACCAUGAAGCCCACAUUUCACUGAAGGCUUUGGACCUAGCAAAAACAAGUGGUAUUGUAAUGCUCACAAUUCCACCCCACACUUCCCAUCGCCUUCAGCCUCUGGAUAAGUGUGUGUAUGGUCCAUUUAAAACCUAUUACAACAGAGCUCUUGAUGGCUGGAUGAGGUCCAACCCAGGCAAAACUGCCAGCAUAUACCAAGUUGCUGGUUGUGUGAAUGAUGCUUUUAUGUCAGCAAUGACACCACGAAAUAUCUCAUCGGGAUUUAGAGCCACUGGGAUUUUCCCUUACAACAGAGAUAUCUUCUCUGAUGCAGAGUUUGAGCCAUCCAUGGUGUCAGACAGGCCCAACCUGGAGCAGCAGCCUGCCGCUGAAGGUGUUGCACCUGUGGUUUCAGCCGCUCUUCCCACUGAUAUUCUACCCUUACCCAAAACUCAGCAGCCCAGGAAACAAACAAAUCGAAAGCGUUCGAAGACACGAAUCCUGACUGAUACACCUGAAAAGCAGGCAAUUGAGAGAGCCCAUGAAGAAAGAAAAAAUAAACUGAAAGGCAAAACAGAAAUAACCCACAAAAAGCAAGGAAUGCGGAAGAGGAAACAAACUAAGACAAAAAUUGCAGUGGAAAGCAGCUCUGAGGAGAGUGAUGUCCCCAUCCCAUUUGAAGACACUUCUGAGUAUGAGAGUUCCAGCGAUGAAAGAAGUGAACCAGAUGUCUCAGAUCUGGUAGUUGGUGACUUUGUCAUCGUAAGAUUUGCAUCGAAAUCCAGGAGCCACCAUUACAUUGGCCUGAUUGACAGCUUUGCAGACAACGAAGUGAGUGCCAGAUUUCUCAGAAGAAUCCGAGGGAUCACUGGCAGUAAGAAACCCACCUUUGUGUUCAAGGAAAAUGAUGAGGCAUCUUUCCCACGCAAUGAUGUGCUGAAGAAGCUACCUCAACCUCAACAGGCUGGAGGAACUGCAAGGAGGGAGCAACAGUUCAUAUUUCCCUGCAACCUUGAUAGUUGGAAAAUUGAAUAG
Molecule: messenger RNA, 1899 nt
Organism: Clarias gariepinus (North African catfish)
Lineage: Eukaryota; Metazoa; Chordata; Actinopteri; Siluriformes; Clariidae
Exons: 3
Coding region: 1-1899 (632 amino acids)
Cellular component (GO): nucleus
Molecular function (GO): DNA binding
Source: RefSeq, a predicted model, not a curated record